Messenger RNA from Stylonychia lemnae, 1668 nucleotides. NCBI's taxonomy places the organism in Eukaryota, Ciliophora, Spirotrichea, Sporadotrichida, Oxytrichidae. The record is from the annotation of a GenBank genome assembly.
AUGGACGAUUCAAGAACAGAGGAGAGAAAAAAUUUCAUGAAGCCAACUUAUUAAGACCCCUUAAAGAAGAGAGAACAGUUCGCUGUGAGCUUGAGAAAGCAAAAGACUAAUGAUAUUAUUGUAGCAAAGAGGCGAAGGUGUUUCGACAAAAACGCUGAAAGUGACUACAAAGAAAGCGAGCAGUAUAGAGGGUUCAGAGAAUUCGAUUAAAAACCAGAGGAAUAUGAGAGAAGGCUGAAUGAUUUAAUCCCUGAGUUGUUUACUGUAGCCAAAGAUGAGUCACUUGCAUAGAAGAUUCAGCUACUACUUAACAAAUUAGUGACAAACCAAGAUUAUUCUACUCUAGAGCAGUUGACUAUAAUCACUUGCAUCAGGCGAUUCAUCUCCUCCAGUUAGGAGCCACCUAUUGAUGAGAUUCUACAGACAAACAUCCUCGACAUUCUUUGUACAGUAUUUAAAUUCAAUGAUGGUCCUGAGGACAUCAGAAUGAUGAAAUUAGAGACAGUGUGGAUAUUGACUAACCUAGCUCACGGACAGUCCGAUGUUAUUGAGCCUAUUUUCUAUCCCAAAUAUGGAUUCAUUGGAUCUAUCAACCAUCUAAUGAAAUAAAAUGACUCAGCAAUGAUUGAACAAUGCUUCUGGUUUAUUGGAAACUCAUUAGCUGAAAAUGAAAAGCUUAGAAAUUUGUUCCUAAAUGAGACAGAAUUGAUAGAUGUGAUGUAUGGGCAGAUAAUGAAGCAGAAAAUUAGUAAAACACUAUUUAAAACUUUGAUAUGGCUAACGUCAAACAUAUCCAGACCUAAAAACCUUGAUGAAUCAGUUGUAUUAAAAUGCUUAGCCAUAGCAGAGCAAGGGUUGUUCUUAGAUGAGGAAGAGAUUUUAUCAGAUGCACUCUGGACAAUUAGUUAUCUAUGUGAUACCCAAAAUGACAAUGUAAUAGACAAGGCAGCUAAACAAUAAAACAUUGCUAGAAUAUGUCAAUGCCUCGCAGAAAAAGAAAUAUACGUCUAUGUCCCAGCUCUUAGAUGCAUUGGCAAUAUGCUCACCUCUAAUGAUUCACAAAUCACUGACAUAUGCUUAUGGGAAGGAGUGAUAGAUAGAUUGACAUCCUUGCUGUUUUCAACAAAUUCAAAUUUGAUCAAGGAGAGUCUCUGGGCUUUGUCAAAUAUUACAGCAGGAACCUAGCCUCAAGUUGAUAAGUUUGUGGAUAGUCCAGCCUUUGACAGAGUACUUGCCCUUGCCAAGUCUCAGAAUAUUGACCAUAAGAGAGAGUCACUCUUUGUUCUGUGCAAUGCAAUUACUGGUGCUGACUUCGUCUUAAGGAAACGUAUUCUUGAAAGAGGGGCAGACCUUAUGAUGUCUACUCUGAUAUCAGGGUUGUACCUUUAAGACCAAAAGAUUCUGAAAAAUUUAAUGGAAGCCUUUGACUGUCUGCUUGACCUUGAUAGAUUCUAUGACUGGAAGCAAAAGGAUAUUUCUGUAGCACACAUGUUUGAGGUGAAUGAUGGACUAAAUGCACUCAAUGAAGUGUAGAAACACCCAGCCAGAAUUAUUUAUGAGCAAGCCUAUCACCUAUUAGAAUCAUAUUUCCAGGAAGAGGAGGAUUAAGAUAGAAUGGAUGAUGCUGUUGGCCAAGGUUUCAAUAGAGAUGGUCAAUUCAAUAUUUGA